AGUGUCUAUUUCAGCGCACUAUAGCUUCAAAAGGCGUGAUAUAUGCUUCUUUCAGUAGAACCACGCCAUAGUCCUUCCUACACUCGUGGCUCGGGCAAAGCCUUUCUUUCACAUAUGCCGACUUGCGAAUUUCCUCAAACAUUCACGGUCCACCUGAGCGGAAAAGAACCACCAAUUACAAUGCUCAAAUCCCUUUUGAUUGGAGAAUCUCCCGCCUACAGUCUGAGGAAUUUAAUGUACAGUUCUAGCAGCCAUUGAUGCACCACUCUCAACUCCUUCACCAACUGAAACAAUGCAUAAAAUUCCAAGCUCUUAUAGAAGGCCAAAAUAUCCAUGCCUACAUACUCAAAACCGGGCUAGACUGUUAUUUACCCCAUUUUUCCAAUGUCCUGAUAGAUUUAUAUGGAAAAUGUGGCCUAGUUCCAGAUGCCUUGAAGGUGUUCGAGAAAAUGCCUCACAGAGACUUGUUCUCUUGGGCAUCAAUUUUAACCGCUUAUAACCAAGCAGACCUUCCCCACCGAACUCUUUGCCUGUUUACCAAGAUGUCCUGGCUGGAUUACCUAAAGCCUGACCAUUUUGUUUUCUCGACCCUGAUCAAGGCUUGUGCCAGCUUGAGUAAUGUAAGGCUUGGCGAACAAGUGCAUGCCCGAUUUGUAGUAUCACCGUAUUCACAUGAUGAUGUUGUUAAGUCGUCUUUAGUUGAUAUGUAUGCGAAAUGUGGAUUUCCUGAUAAUGCUCGUAUUGUUUUCGAUUCAAUUUGUUCGAAAAAUUUGUUUUCUUGGACUGCUGUAAUAUCAGGGUAUUCUAGGAGUGGUAGGAAAUUUGAAGCUGUUCAAAUGUUUCAAAGUUUGGAAGAUAAGAAUGUGUAUGCUUGGACGGCAUUAAUAUCUGGAUUGGUGCAGAAAGGACAUUAUGUUGAUGCAUUUGAACUUUUUGUGGAAAUGAGAAGAGAAGGGGUUGAAAUCACGGACCCCUUUGUUCUGUCAAGCAUCACUGGAGCUGCUGCUAGCUUAGCAGCAUUGGAGCUUGGAAAGCAAGUGCAUUGCUUGGUUUUGACCCUUGGUUAUGAAUGUAGCAUGUUUGUUAGUAAUGCGCUUGUGGAUAUGUAUGCUAAAUGCAGUGAUGUGUCCAUUGCAAAGAAGAUUUUUGACAGCAUGUGGGAGAGGGAUGUGGUUUCUUGGACCUCAAUUAUAGUCGGUAUGGCACAGCAUGGGCGAGCCGGUGAAGCAUUGGUCCUUUAUGAUGAGAUGAUUAUGGCUGGACUGAAGCCAAAUGAGGUGACUUUUGUAGGACUAAUAUAUGCCUGUAGUCAUGUGGGAUUGGUAGAAAGAGGUCGUGGACUUUUCAACUCAAUGGUCAAGGAUUAUGGAUUGCUUCCAUCUCUGCAUCACUAUACGUGCUUAUUGGAUCUAUAUAGUCGAUCAGGGCAUCUUGAUGAGGCAGAAGAUCUCCUUACAGCAAUGCCUUUCCAGCCUGAUGAGGCUGCCUGGGCAGCCUUAUUAUGUGCUUGUAAGCGGCAUGGAAAUAUCAAAAUGGGUGUUAGGGUGGCUGAUCGUCUACUGAGCUUAGGACCAGAAGAUCCUUCAACUUGUAUACUGCUGUCUAACGCUUAUGCUGGAGCUGGUAUUUGGGAAAAUGUGUCAAAGGUGAGAAAGUUAAUGACACAUAUGGACACAAAAAAGGAGCCUGGUUACAGUCGGAUUGACCUGGGAAAGGAAAGCCUUGUUUUCUAUGCUGGGGAGUCAUUGCAUCCUAUGAGAGAUGAGAUUUCUACUCUGCUUAAAGAGAUGGAUGCGGAAAUGCGGAGAAGAGGUUAUGUGCCUGAUACUAGUUUGGUUUUGCACGAUAUGGGGCAGCAAGAGAAAGAAAGACAGCUCUUUUGGCAUAGUGAGAGAUUGGCUGUGGCUUAUGGGCUGCUAAAUUCUGUUCCAGGGGCUGUAAUACGCAUAGUAAAAAAUCUGAGAGUUUGUGGAGAUUGUCAUAAUGUGCUCAAGUUUAUUUGCUCCAUAACAAAUAGGGAAAUUGUUGUUAGGGACUCCACCCGGUUCCAUCAUUUCAAAGACGGGAAGUGUUCAUGUUGCGACUUUUGGUGAUCACUGAUCACGGAGGAGAAGGUGGUAGGGUUAUAAUAGCUCAGAUUAUAGGAGGAAGAUGGUCACAGCCAAGAAAGAAGUGUUUUUUGAUUCUUCUCCAUACUCUCGCAAGAUUCAAAAAACUGUCCAACUUUAUAAUCCAGAAUCCUGAGAUGCAAUGCAACACUUUGAUCAAGGCUUCAUGAUAUGAAAUUCUCCAGGAUGUCAGGGUUGAUGGCUGUUUUAGGCUGUCUGAUUAAGUGCUUGGGCCUUGUACACAGAUUUGACGGGAGUCUCCAGAAUCUAAACAUGUAUCCCCUACUAAAGGAGCUGCCUAAAUUUGCAAAAAGAGACCCAUUGCUUGCUUAACAUGAACAUCAAGCAAUGCAGCAGUAGAUGAUAACAGAGAACGGGGUAAAUGAGUUGCAGUAGGUGCCGUUCAUGGAGGAAAAUAGUUAUGAGCCAAGAAAGAGAUAUAUGUUCCUUUUUCCAGCACAUACAUUUGCAAGAUUCAAGAAACUGGUUAUUUAAACUCCAGAAUUCUGAGAUGCCAUAGGCAUCAAUGUGAUGUGUAAUUUCUCUAUGACGUCAGUGUUGAUGGCUGCAUUUG
Messenger RNA from Coffea arabica (coffee), 2682 nucleotides. RefSeq names its product pentatricopeptide repeat-containing protein At4g14050, mitochondrial. The record is from RefSeq and is a predicted model, not a curated record. Gene Ontology annotation, biological process: RNA modification. Lineage: Eukaryota; Viridiplantae; Streptophyta; Magnoliopsida; Gentianales; Rubiaceae. Gene Ontology annotation, molecular function: protein binding; zinc ion binding; RNA binding.